Molecule: messenger RNA, 2658 nt
Organism: Chlorella variabilis
Lineage: Eukaryota; Viridiplantae; Chlorophyta; Trebouxiophyceae; Chlorellales; Chlorellaceae
Exons: 16
Coding region: 1-2658 (885 amino acids)
Molecular function (GO): long-chain-alcohol oxidase activity; flavin adenine dinucleotide binding
Source: RefSeq, a predicted model, not a curated record
AUGGAGUCGCGUGUGGCCGUGCUACGAGCGGUUGCGGAUGCCCUGUUUCCCGCCGCGGAGGCGCGGGCGGCAGAGGCCGCCGCCGCCGGCGAUCGGCUGGCCGCGGCGCUCUUCCGCCACAGCGGCGCCUGCGAUGAAGUUCUCUACAAGGCAACCGGGUUUGUGAUCGAGACGAUCGAGGUGCGGCUGACCCCCGAGGCGCAGCGGGAGCUAAGCAGCUUCGGCCUGCCGUCCGCGUUCCCAGACCUGCCGCGCCAGCAGCGCGAGGCGGUACUGCAGGCGUGGUACAGCAGCCCAGACGCACGCAUGCGCAAGGCUUUCAAGGGCCUCAAGUCCCUCCUCAUGUCCGCCCAGUUUACUCAGCUAAGUCCUGAUGGUACCUCGGACCUGCUGGCGGCCAUGCGGUACCCCGUGACCGACCCGCAGAGGCCACCGGCGCCCGCCCCGGCCGCCAUCGCCGCCGAGGCCGCCGUGGCGGCGGCGCUCGUCGACCUUGCCGGCGCGGACGCCUCGCCCGGCAGCGCUGCCGGGGCGGGGGCGGCGCUGGCGGCCAAAGGACUGCGGGUGGCGUGGCCUGGGGACUACGGCUCCGCGGCUCUGGCGGUGCAGUGCGAUGUGGUGGUGGUGGGCAGCGGCGCCGGCGGCGGAGUGGCGGCGGCCAACCUGGCGGCGGCAGGGCUGCGGGUGGUGGUGCUGGAGAAGAACGGCUUUGUGCCCGCCCGGGACAUGACGCUGCAGGCAAGCCCCGCUCUCGAGGGCCAGGCCUUCCAGGCGAUGUACGAGCAGGGCGGCAUCCUGUCGACCGAGGACGCCUCGCUCUUGGUGCUGGCCGGCAGCACGCUGGGCGGCGGCACGCGCAUCAACUGGUGCGCCUCCUUCGAAACCGCACCACACGUCAGGCGGGAGUGGGCUGAGCGGCACGGCCUCCCCGACUUCGCCUCGCCCAAGUAUGAUGAGGCUCAGGACGCGGUGUGCCGCCGCCUGGGCGUGCGCACCGGCGGCAUGUGCUCCGCGCUGCGCGGCGGCCUGGAAGCCCUGGGCGUGCACAGCGGUGAGGUGCCUCGCAACUGCCUGUCCCCCGACUGCGGCGGCCACUGCUGCCUGGGCUGCGCGCGGGGGCACAAGCAGGACAGCGUCAACACGUGGUUGGCCGACGCCUGCCAGGCUGGCGCACGCAUCAUCACAGGGGCAUGGGCCGAGCGCCUCAUCCUGGAGCCAAACACAGGCGAGGAGGCGGGGGCAGAGGGGGCCCAUGAGCGGCGCAGGCGCACGGCGGGCGUGCUGGCGGUUGCGGGCAGCGCCUCCGCGCCGCUCCGGCUGGCGAUACAGGCGCCUGUGGUCGUGUCGUGCGCCGGCUCCAUCCACAGUCCCGCGCUGCUGCUGCGCUCCGACGUGUCGUGCCGCGGCGCGGUGGGCUCCAACCUGCGGCUGCACCCCUGCACCUGUGUGGUGGGGCUGUUCCCUCCGCGAGACGGCUGCCAGCUGGGGCAGCAGGAGCGGCAGCGGCAGGAUGGGGAGGGAGGGGCAGGGAUAGGUGACGUGGAAGACCUUGCGGCUGGUGCCGCCAGCAGGCAACGGCAGCAGCAGCAGCAGCAGGCCGCCGGCAGCGCGGAGCGGCAGGCGCCGCCGCCGCGGCGCAUGGAGCCGGCGCCGGACGGCCAGGCGGGCGGCAGCAUCCGGUGCUGGGAGGGCGCCCUCAUGAGCGUGUUCAGCAACGAUGUGGGAGACUGGGAGGGCUCGGGCUACGGCAGCCUGCUGUACACCCCCGCUGUGCACCCAGCCUUUUUUGCGGGGGGGGCUCCCUGGGUGUGCGGCGAGGACUACAAGGAGCUGAUGCUGCGUUACCCCGAGGCUUGCGUGGUGCGGGUACUGGUGCGGGACCAGGACGCGGGGCGCGUGACCGUGGACAGGAGCGGGCGGCCACGCAUCCACUACACUCUGUCCAAGCGGGACGAGGCUUCCAUGGUCAAGGGUGUGGAGCUAGGCCUGCGGUGCAUGGCGGCUGCCGGCGCCACGGCCGUCCUCACCUUGCUCAAUUCCCCGGUCGGCCGCUUCACCUUCACCCACCCGGUGGCGGCGCAGGCUACCGGCAGCAGCGGCGGCAGCGGCGGCCUCGGCAGCCCCAGCGCCGGCGCGCCGACCUCUGCUGCGCCAGCGGGCGGCGGCGGCGGGGCGGCGGCGCCGCGGGCGGCGCCCAGCCUGCCGGGCAGCGCCGGCGGCGGCGAGGAGUUUGAGCGGUACUUGGCUGAUGUGGCGCGGGCGGGCAUCCCUCCUCUGCAGACCCCCCAGUUUUCCGCCCACCAGAUGGGAACCUGCCGCCUGGGUGGCGACCCCAAGGCAUCAGUGCUGGACCCGCAGGGCGAGUGCUGGGAUGUUUCGGGACUGUACUGCCUGGACGGCAGUACCUUCCCCACCCCCACCGGCCUCAACCCGAUGAUCAGGUGCGACGUUAGGGUGGCGAGGCGUGCUGGCGGCGCCAGCAUGGCAGAUGGGAUCAGGCCUCAGCUGCACGGGGGUAGGGGCGAGCGCGGCAUCGAAGCCAUCUCUUACAUGCUGUCCAAGCAGCUGGCGGCGCGGCUGGCGGCACAGCUGGCGGCGAGCGGCAGCGGCAGGCGGGGGGCCGGCAGCGGCGACAGCCAGCGCAGCGCCAAGCUCUGA